Messenger RNA from Cyphellophora europaea CBS 101466, 1449 nucleotides. RefSeq lists its product as uncharacterized. Gene Ontology annotation, molecular function: nucleotide binding. The record is from RefSeq and is a predicted model, not a curated record. NCBI's taxonomy places the organism in Eukaryota, Fungi, Ascomycota, Eurotiomycetes, Chaetothyriales, Cyphellophoraceae. The coding region runs from base 1 to 1449 and encodes 482 amino acids. The transcript has 3 exons.
AUGUCCUGCCUCUCUGAGAAGCUGGCGGAGAGGGAAGUGGCUGGUCGGGUCAUCCAGGUCGGCGUGAUUGGGGCUGGGAAGUUUGGAUCCAUGUUCAUAGCCCAAGCACACACCACGCCCGGCAUACACCUCGCCGCCGUCUGCGACCUCGACCUCUCUAUCGCACGGGAAGCCCUCCGCCGCACCAAUUACCCAGCCCACCUGACGGACACGACCGGCACGCUCUCCCUCAGCGACGGCAUCGCCUCUCGCAAGACCAUCCUCACCACCUCCGCCGCCGACAUGAUCGCCCACCCGUCUCUGGACGUAGUUCUCGAAUGCACGGGCAUCCCCUCCGCCGGCGUCGCGCACACGCUGUUGUGCUGCGAGCAUAAGAAGCACAUCGUCAUGAUCAACGUCGAAGCCGACGUGCUAGCUGGCCCGCUUUUGGCGCGGCGCGCCCGUGAAGCUGGCAUCGUUUACUCGAUGGCAUACGGCGAUCAGCCGGCACUGAUAUCGGAACUGGUGGACUGGGCGCGCACCAGCGGCUUUCGGGUUGUCUGCGCUGGUAAGGGCAACAAGUACCUCCCCGAGUACAAUUACAGCACGCCCGAGACGGUGUGGGACCAUUGGGGUUUCAGUGCGGAGCAGCUGGCGAAAGAUAAGUUGAAUAGUCAGAUCUAUAACAGUUUUUUGGAUGGGACCAAGUCGGCGCUGGAGAUGGCGGCGGUGGCGAAUGGGUGUGGGUUAGCGGUAGCGAGGGAGGGGCUGACGUUCAGGCCGUGUGGCUAUCAGGAUUUGGCGGCGUGCUUGAAACCAAGGAGUAGAGGAGGGGGUGGAGAGGAGAUGGCGUACGUGGAGGUGGUGAGCUCGCUGGAGAGGGAUGGCAGGGAUGUGUGGAAUCAUGCGCGGCACGGCGUUUUUGUCGUUAUAGAAGCGACGUCCGAAUAUCAGAAGGAGGCGUUCGCGCAGUAUGGUAUGGAGACUGACAAGACGGGCUGGUUUGCAGCGCAGUACAAGCCCUGGCACCUGAUCGGAUUGGAGGUCGGUGUGUCCAUCGCGAAUAUUAUGUGCAGAGGUGAGCCGACAGGUUCGACCAAGACGUUUGCGGGCGAUGUGGUUGCUACUGCCAAGAAGAACCUAGUGGCCGGUGAGAUGCUCGACGGCGAGGGUGGACAUACCGUCGUCGGCAAACUGAUGCCCGCGGAGGUAUCAUUGGAGAUCGAGGGGCUGCCUAUCGGACUGGCGCACGGCUUGAAGCUGAAGAGGGAUGUCAAGAAAGACCAAGGGCUCAGCUGGGCCGAUGUUGAGUUCUCCGAGGACUCCCAAGUCGUGAAGGUCCGGCGAGAGAUGGAAGCCAUCUUCAGGGAGGAGUUCGCGAAGAAGGCCAAAGGCAUCAAGCCACCGAACGGGGUGCUAGUCGCCAGAGCGGAUGGCAACGUCACAAAUGGUGUUAACGGCCACCAUUGA